Molecule: messenger RNA, 543 nt
Organism: Microdochium trichocladiopsis
Lineage: Eukaryota; Fungi; Ascomycota; Sordariomycetes; Xylariales; Microdochiaceae
Exons: 1
Coding region: 1-543 (180 amino acids)
Source: RefSeq, a predicted model, not a curated record
AUGCCAGCAUCUCGUGCUCGCCUUGCAGCAGAGAACGAUACCUCAGCCUCGGUGGCUGCUGGCUUGCGUUCCCGAUCGGUGGGAGGACGUCCCAACAAGCGUGUCCGACACGAGUCUCCCAGCAAUGCUGAGCGCCUCAUCAGCAAUAACGACAAUGUCAACAAUCUCAAUGACAACCGUGCCGGCAAUCAUGAGGCAGCCGCUGCAUCGCUCAACACACGAGACUCCCGUCCAAUCCCUCUCGACCUGAACAAAUGCCUCCUCCGUCUCAACGCAAACCCCAACGCGUUCGUUGCGCUCGCCGAGUUCAUCGCCCUGGACAUGGCCACGUCAGACUUGAUCACGCGCUUCUCCUGGGCCAAAUUCCUCGACUGGCACCAUACCAUUGAGCGCCUGGGCUACAAUACAGGGGUAGUAGACGCAGCACUCGGACGGUAUGAGACUUCUGACGGGUCUUUGGUCAAUGACAAGUACUCGUGGCACGUCUUCCUGCUAGAGGCGCACCCUCAAAGCUCACAAGCGAAUCGACGACCUCGCCGAUGA